AACCAGUGGCUAAAGACUAAAGACAUUUAAAACGCUGGCUUUAAAAUAAAGACAUAAGAUGUUAGUGGCUAUCUGUGCACAUCGCCCUAAUUCGUGGCUACCUGUGCACUUCGGCCCAAAAAGUGUGGUAGUGGCCCAAGUCCAUUUAAUAACAAUUCCGAUAUCCAAAAAUCUGAUCUUCUUGCCCCCGUCCCCCCUCGAUAACCUCACCAUUCUUCUGCAAAUCUCUGAUCAAUCCGUCACCGGAUUUCGAAAAUGCUGAGGAAUGUCGCCGGAAGAAUCCUCCGGAUCGGUUCACAAUCAUCGCCGGUGACGUCGGCGGUGCAGCGGCGACUAUAUCACGAGAGAGUGGUGGACCAUUACAAUAAUCCCCGAAACGUGGGGUCAUUUGACAAGAAUGAUCCUACAGUUGGCACGGGUCUAGUCGGUGCACCUGCUUGUGGAGACGUGAUGAAGCUGCAAAUCAAAGUCGACGAAGAGACCGGAAAAAUUACCGAUGCUUGCUUUAAGACCUUUGGAUGUGGCUCCGCUAUUGCUUCUUCUUCCGUAGCCACUGAAUGGGUGAAAGGGAAACAAAUGGUGGAAGUACUCUCCAUAAAGAAUACCUUUUUUACCUGGAAUAAUGAGGAUGUGGAAUACCACAACAACAAUUACUAUGCCUCAGCCCCAAACAAUGUUGGGGUUAUAUUUCUGAAUAGUUGGAGAUUGUACAAGCUUCUUGUUUUCAUGUUUCUCUCCUUUAUUUGUCGCGUUAUUCUAAAAACUGAAGAAGGAUUGCGUAUAGGAAAAGUGUUGCUUAAACUAUCUUCCUUGAAGGAUCUAGGACAUUCAAGUCGGAGGAGAGGAGGCCUGCGAGGCCUUUGCAUUGUGUGUUUUUCCAAUUUGUAUGACAAUCUGGCAUAUGUUAAUGAGCAUCUUAAUCUCGAGACUUGUUUAUUCCUUAUUGAAGGUGGGAGGAGUAGUUCCUCAUUCCGAGAAGAGAUAGUUCUGUACUACCGGGAGAUAGCGAAACAUCUUUCUCUUCCACCUGUUAAACUGCACUGCAGUAUGCUUGCUGAGGAUGCAAUAAAGGCAGCUGUGAAAGACUAUGCAGCAAAGCGGGCAAAAUUGAGUGAUAAUGCUAAUGAUUCUCAGAUGGGAAAAGCAGCUGAUGCUUGAAUACUUGUUGCAAGAAAUGAAGUGGUUUCAAGAAAGGAAUUUGAGGAGAACCUAGAAUGCUUGUGUAUGUAAUAUUCUUUCGGUUUUUCAUAAAUGUAAAGUUGACUGUUUGAAGUUUUGUUUUGUAAUCUGUUUGGAUAAAGCUGUGACCUCACUUUGUCCAGUUUGAAGUUUUGCUGGAGCAGUUGAAUCACCUGUUUAAACCAGUGGCCUGAGAUGCUACAGUUUGUUGAUAUUAAGUGUUAGUCACCAGAA
Nicotiana attenuata is the source of this 1413-nucleotide messenger RNA. Its product is annotated as iron-sulfur cluster assembly protein 1-like. The transcript is spliced from 5 exons. The record is from RefSeq and is a predicted model, not a curated record. Gene Ontology annotation, molecular function: ferrous iron binding; 2 iron, 2 sulfur cluster binding. Lineage: Eukaryota; Viridiplantae; Streptophyta; Magnoliopsida; Solanales; Solanaceae. Bases 256 to 1158 code for a protein of 300 amino acids. Gene Ontology annotation, cellular component: mitochondrial matrix; cytoplasm. Gene Ontology annotation, biological process: intracellular iron ion homeostasis; iron-sulfur cluster assembly.